AUGGUGCAUUUUACUGCUGAAGAAAAGGCUAUCAUCACAAACCUGUGGGGCAAGGUGAAUGUGGAAGAAACAGGAGGAGAGGCCCUCGGCAGGCUCCUGGUUGUCUAUCCUUGGACCCAGAGGUUUUUUGAUACUUUUGGCAACCUAUCUUCUGCCUCUGCAAUCAUGGGAAACCCCAAGGUGAAAGCACAUGGAAAGAAGGUACUAACCUCCUUCGGAGAUGCUGUUAAGAAUUUGGACAACCUCAAGGGUACCUUUGGCCACCUGAGUGAGCUGCACUGUGACAAGCUGCAUGUGGAUCCUGAGAACUUUCGGCUCCUGGGAAAUGUUCUGGUGGUUGUCUUGGCAAAACACUUUGGAAAAGAAUUUACCCCUCAAGUGCAGGCUGCCUGGCAGAAGAUGGUGAUUGGUGUGGCUAAUGCUCUAGCCUACAAGUAUCACUGA
Messenger RNA from Elephantulus edwardii (Cape elephant shrew), 444 nucleotides. RefSeq names its product hemoglobin subunit gamma-like. The transcript has 3 exons. Gene Ontology annotation, biological process: hydrogen peroxide catabolic process; oxygen transport. The record is from RefSeq and is a predicted model, not a curated record. Lineage: Eukaryota; Metazoa; Chordata; Mammalia; Macroscelidea; Macroscelididae. Bases 1 to 444 code for a protein of 147 amino acids. Gene Ontology annotation, cellular component: blood microparticle; haptoglobin-hemoglobin complex; hemoglobin complex. Gene Ontology annotation, molecular function: oxygen binding; heme binding; oxygen carrier activity.